Molecule: messenger RNA, 1043 nt
Organism: Arachis stenosperma
Lineage: Eukaryota; Viridiplantae; Streptophyta; Magnoliopsida; Fabales; Fabaceae
Product: transcription factor MYB73-like
Exons: 1
Coding region: 156-890 (244 amino acids)
Biological process (GO): regulation of DNA-templated transcription
Cellular component (GO): nucleus
Molecular function (GO): RNA polymerase II cis-regulatory region sequence-specific DNA binding; DNA-binding transcription factor activity, RNA polymerase II-specific
Source: RefSeq, a predicted model, not a curated record
CCUUCACAUCACACAUACACACGCCAAUCUCUAUCUCUCUCUCUCUCUCCAUAUAUAAUCUUUGCCCAUUGCACUUCCUAAUCCCAAAACCAUUCUCGCUCUACACAAUCACUCAUAAGUCAUAACUGAAUAGUAGUUUCAGUGGAGUCGAUAUAAUGGAAGCAUUGAAUAAUAGAAGCUCAUCGUGCACGGCGUCUUCUUCGGACUCUUCGUCGUCGGAGUCAACGCAAAGGAAUCCCAACAGGCCCGAGAGGAUCAAAGGUCCAUGGAGCGCAGAAGAAGACCGGAUCCUGACCCGCUUGGUGGAGAGAUACGGGGCACGAAACUGGUCUCUCAUUAGUCGCUACAUAAAGGGGAGGUCGGGCAAGUCCUGCAGACUAAGGUGGUGCAACCAGCUAAGCCCAACGGUGGAGCACCGUCCCUUCUCCUCCCACGAGGACGACACCAUCAUCGCCGCCCAUGCCCAGUACGGUAACAGAUGGGCCACCAUUGCCAGGUUAUUGCCGGGCCGAACCGAUAACGCCGUAAAGAACCACUGGAACUCCACUCUCAAGCGGAGGGCCAGAGACCAACGUCGCGGUGGUAGUGCUACCGGAGUUCACGCUACUUGCGCUUCUCUUGCUGCGGCGCCAACAAACGAGAGAGCCUCGUGUUCUUCAGGGGCCCUGCCACCUUGCACGUUGCCCUUGGAGGAUGACCCGUUGACUGCGUUGACUCUUGCCCCGCCUGGGAUUGAUCGUGGUAGCGGUGCGAUGGAGGCGGAGCAACAGCGAGCCUCGCCGGAGACUAGUGUGGGUUCAGGGUUUUGGGAUGUGAUGAGGGAUGUGAUUGCCAGGGAAGUGAGGGAAUAUGUAUCUUCAAAUUUCUCUGACCACUCUAAUUUUCAUUGAGACUUGUCUAUGAACUAUAUGAUGAAUCACAAUAGUUUUCGCUUUCUUUUUUGGUUCUUACUAAUGAAUGUCGUGUUGUUGUUUUUAAAGUAUAUUCUGCACUUCAAUUAAUUUUUUACUUAUGGUGUAUGUAAAUAAUAAUCUUCUUCUUUC